AUGUUCACUCGAUCCAGAUUGUUUUUCUCCAGGACCAUCCAAUUACGCAAUGUUUUUAACGUGGAUUACCUAAACAAUACAUAUAAUAAACCCCGGUUUUUAUACAGCAUAACGACUACAAGAAGUCGGUCUACUACUCCGCUGAAUACUAUUGUCAUGUUCGUUCCACAACAAGAGGCAUGGAUUGUGGAGCGUAUGGGUAAAUUUCACAGGAUUCUUGAACCAGGACUGAAUCUGUUGUGGCCAAUAGUAGAUAAGAUAAAGUAUGUGCAGAGCUUGAAAGAAAUUGCUAUUGAUGUUCCGAAACAGAGUGCCAUCACAUCGGACAAUGUUACAUUGAGCAUUGAUGGAGUGCUCUAUCUUCGUAUCAUUGAUCCUUAUUUAGCCUCAUAUGGAGUUGAAGAUCCUGAGUUUGCUAUCACACAGCUGGCUCAAACUACUAUGCGUUCCGAACUUGGUCAGAUUUCACUGGACAAGGUAUUCAGGGAGAGAGAAUCUCUGAAUGUUGCCAUUGUUGAUGCCAUCAAUAAAGCUAGUGAGGCUUGGGGCAUCACUUGUCUGCGAUAUGAAAUUCGUGAUAUCAAACUGCCGACUCGUGUGCACGAGGCUAUGCAGAUGCAAGUGGAAGCUGAGCGGCGGAAAAGAGCAGCCAUCUUGGAGUCUGAGGGAGUGCGCGCCGCUGAUAUCAACGUCGCCGAGGGCAAGCGGCAGGCUAGAAUAUUGGCAUCAGAGGCUGAAAAACAAGAACAGAUAAACAAGGCGUCUGGUGAGGCACAGGCUAUGCUUGCCGUUGCUGAAGCUCGUGCUAGGGGACUGAAGCUUAUUGGAGGUGCUCUAGCUCAACAGGAUAGCAAACAUGCCGCCUCCUUGACGCUGGCUGAGCAGUAUGUAUCUGCAUUCAACAAACUAGCGAGAACCAAUAACACACUCAUUCUGCCGGCAAACGCAGGAGACGUGUCCAACUUAGUGGCACAGGCAAUGUCAAUAUAUUCAACAGUGACAGCACACAACACACAAGCCAAAACACAUUCUGAAAUAUCGGAAAAUUAUGAGGAGCCUCUAGUCAAACUUAAUGCUAUAACAGAAAAGGGGUCUACAUUGGCUGGCCCAGCUAUCGCCAAUUAUGACGACACCUUAGCAGAAUACUUCUCAGAUGAUGAAGAACGGGAAAAGGCAUUAAGGGGUCUUAAAGAGAAAAAAGACUUACACUCACAACCACAAAGUAAACUAGAUAAACUAGAAAAAGAUACAUAG
This is a messenger RNA of Spodoptera littoralis (African cotton leafworm), 1254 nucleotides long. The record is from the annotation of a GenBank genome assembly. Lineage: Eukaryota; Metazoa; Arthropoda; Insecta; Lepidoptera; Noctuidae.